UUGAUAAGUUUUCGAACCCGAGGAGGAAUUAUUCAUUAUUCAGCAAAGGUUGCCUUACUAGUAACAUCUCCAAUUAACCCGCAUGUCAUUUUCAAUGCGCUUAUUCAUAUAGUAUAAACAAAAUGGAUUAGAAUCUCGUAAGAAUUUAUUUCUAUCAUUUUAUGGAUAUCACAAGAGUUCACCGUCAUGUGGAAGUGCCAUAAAUGUGGAAAACCCGUAUACUUUGCCGAACGCAAGCAAUCACUGGGAUAUGACUGGCAUCCAGAAUGUUUACGAUGUGAGGAAUGUGGGAAACGUUUAAAUCCAGGCCAACAUGCAGAGCAUAAAGGCGUACCAUAUUGUCAUGUACCAUGUUAUGGAGCUCUGUUUGGACCACAGUUAUUUGGUCAUGGAACAAGAGUUGAGUCACAUACAAGUUUUGGAAAAAAAGAAGCUAGACCAUCACUACCCAGAUCACAUUUAGAAUCAAAGUUGAAAGUUUUCAAUCAGUAUUAUGAAGGCAAAAGUGGUGGAAUAAGAAGUCGCGAGGUUAAUGGAAGAUUGAUACUAGAAGGUGCACUUCGCAUUUAUUGGGGUGUCAGAGGAGUGAUUCAUUUAAAAGAAGAUGACGAUCAACGUACAGUAGUUACAGCACGUAAUAGAAAUUCGUGCAGACGAAGUGUUUCUGAUAGCAUAGAAGAUGACGAAAAAGAAGAAGAUUGCGUAAAAGAAUCUUGUGAACAGGAUGCAGAAACUGAAACAAAAUCUGUUCCAACUUCUCCUGAUCAUCUUAAAAGCAUUACUUUACCAAUGAAGCUAGAUGUAAAAAAUAUGGAGUGGGAUGAACUGGAUGAACUUCUUCAGGUUGAACGUAAAGUCGAAGAUGGGAAAAAAUUAUACCAAACAAUGCCUGAAAACUUGCCAUCGAUUAGUUCGCAAACCAGUUCCGACGCACUGCCUCUUUCCUCUCAGUCCAGUCUUGAUAGAUCUGAUUCUCGCGAAAAUUCAGAGGCGGACAGUCCGAAUCAUCAAGGAAAUCGCGGAAACGAUAGCAGUGUAACCAGUACACCAACGCAUAGUAUAGGUAGCUCUUCCAGUACUGAUACACCUGUUUAUCAUGGCACUCCAAAUCGAAACGGUACACUUCGAAGGGUAGAGUACUUCGACAGCUUGGAGAAAAAUAUGUCUGGCAAUAGAUCUAUUAGCACCGAUGAUAGUUGGAUAGAGAAAGGCUUAAACCGUUCGAUGUCCGGACCUGAUUGCCUUCAAAGACAUCGAACCGAUAGCGAUACAGAUUCUGUAAAUUCUUUACAUUUUAGAGAGGAUGAUAACAUGACAAUGUCCACUGACAGUGGAUUAGAGCUGGACGGCGUAGUUUUACGACGAAAACAAGGAUCCACCGCAAUUAGACGUCGCCCAGGCGGUCGACGACAAUCACGUAGUCGAUUGCGACGUCGUUGUUCAAUUAACGGACAUUUUUAUAAUCGUGAAACCAGUUUUUUCACACCACCCCAUGGAUCUCAAAUGUCCGUUUGGAUUACAAGUCUAGUAAAUACUCAGGAAGUUAUCAAUCUCAUGUUGGAUAAAUACAAAGUUGAUGCUAAGCCAGAUAAUUUUGCGUUGUUUGUGGUCCGCGAUAAUGGCGAGCAAAGAAGAUUAAGAGAUGACGAAUAUCCGUUGGAGGUUCGCGUAGUGUUAGGUCCGCAUGAAAAUGUCGCGCGACUUUUCUUAGUGGAUAGAUUGUCGACUCCGGAGAUCAGCUCUGAUGUUGCACAGUUUCUUAAUCUUUCUCUGGCAGAGUGUCACGGUAUAUUGCAGCGUUAUUAUUACGAAGAAGAGCGUCAGAUUCUUCUCCUGAAGGAAAAAUACAAGGAGAUGCGACGAAGAAUACGGCAAAGAAUGGAAGAGUUAAAGGUUCGACUAUAGUUAGUACGUAUUCACAAUGAACAUUUAAAUACCCAUAUUAUUAUUUUUUUAUUAAUUUGCACUCGAAGAUACUUCCUUCUUUUAUAUAUAUAUAUAUAUAUAUAUAUAUAUAUAUAUAUAUAAAUUAUUUGUCAUAAAAUGUGUUAUUGUAAUUGUCUUAAAGGUAUGUAUUACAAUAUAUAGUUUAACAUAUAGUUUAUUCUACAUUGAAACGUAUCAGAGUCAUUCACCGUCGACAUUUUGUUAGCUCACUAUAUUCUUUCAUAAUUUUAAGAAACUAUUUCUACAAUAGUUUUAAUUUUCUGCUUUAAGUAUCUGCUUGAAAUGUGCGAUAAAAAUUAAUUUAUGUAACGAUGCAGAAGUUGAAUCAAUCUUCGAGUCGUUCAAUUUUUAUAUGAAUUUGUUUCUUGAAACUACCGUUAACGAACGUCGUGAAGCAUAAAAGACGACGAUGAUUAUAGUAGAAAAGCGAUUUCUUGCAGAAUGACUCACUAUCGGAAAAGUGAUUUACGUUUGAAUGUGCCGAGCGAUAACAUACUAACAUUUUCUAACUUAAAGUCUUAUUGUUACCUUAUCAAAUUGUACUCAUUACAUUUGCAUCUUUAUUGCAUUUAUUAAGUAGUCGUUAAUGCGCAGUUACUAUCGAGACAUUCAGUGCAAUUUAACUAGAAGUUCAUGUAUCUAAAUGAUAUGUUAUACAUAUAUAUUGUUUAAGUCAAGACUGUGCAUCAAAUAACGUAAUUACGCAAUCAUUCUUUAACGCUAUAUCUUUUAAAUUGCUAUUUGCUAAUUGUUAUAUGUAUAGCAUUUAAUUUGAUUUUUUAACAUUGAAAACAAACAUGAUUUAUUAAGUAUCUGUGUAAUAGACAGACACCGAUAUUAAAUCAAUUUCCAGUGGUUUCUGAUCGAUUCAAGAGAGGAACAUUUUAUAAAGGGGAAAGAGAAAUGAUAUUGUUCGCAAUUUAGAUUAGAAUCUAAUGCAAGGCUGUCCAACUUUUGCCUCGUGAGGUUUCUCUAGAUUUUCUGUUCACGUAGGUGCCAAAGGAAGAAGAAAAAAAAGAGGAAAAUGAAAGAAAUUAUUAUAUAUUAAACGAUAAAUGGAAAUAGAAUUUUAACAAUGGAAUUGUUGAAUUUAAAUAUUAAAGAAAGCAGAACGUUUUAAAAACUAUAUGUAAAUGUAUAUACAUAUAUCGUCCGUAUAUAAAUGAGAAUGACUAUAAACGAUUGUACCUUGAAAUGCAGUUUUAGUUGGACAGCUCCGAAAUCCAUAGAUAAUUGUUAUUAAUCAAUAGUAAUUUUCGACACUGCCGCAAUUGCUAAAUCGUAAAUAAAUAUUUUAUCUGUAAAAUAUAAUACGAAAUCCCCCACGAAGAAAGAGAUUGCAUUAAAGAUAAUUUGGCUUCUAGAGUCUGUUCGAAGGCUAUAUUAACCCAUAUGAGGAAUUUUAGGAAAUUAAAUUUGUUCAUAUAGUUAGUAGUUUCAUAACUAUAUUAUCAUGUCAAUGAUAAUCGAUUUUAGCUAAAACGUAGGAAUUUUAAUGAGACAGACUUUGAAAAAUGUUUUCUUCUUACUUAUAGCAAGAAAAUGUAAUAAUUUAGAUUUUGAUUUAGAAUUAAAGUCAUAGUUACGUUUCUUUCCUGGAAAUUGUCAGAUUUUCCUCAUUUAGAUAAUUUCUCAUUGAAAUCUAAAAUUUUGUAUGAAAACUUAUAUUUGAGUUAGUUUAGUUUUGAAAAGAAACGUUGAUGCAGAAGAAUCUUCCAAAAUCGUUUUUUUAUAAAAAUUUUUGCAAAUUUCGAGCGCAUUACAACAGAAACAUUUUAGUUAGCAUUUUGAGCAUUCCAAUUUCAACGCAAGAAAGUAUCAUACUGAUCGUAUUUUUUGAAGAAUUUUUAGAUCCCUUUUCAAGGAAUGCUUUGAAAUAAGGGUCGUGCAAAACGCAGUAGUUGUUAAACGAAAAGUGGAAACAAUGAUUAGCCUCUGAUCGUAAAAAUAACAAAGAAAAUUCUGAUAAAAAUUAGACCGUUAUACAAACAAAGAAUACCUACUGAAAUAAUUUUUCAGUAAGUUCAAAAAUGAUAAGGACAGAACAGCCUCCGUUGCAGAGAAAUAAUAAAAAAGUUUCGUUUAGCAACUAUUUCGCGUGACGUUUAUUCUGAAACAUCCUGUAUACUACAUACCUACAUACUAUGUAUUUCUACUAGCAAUUGUUAUGUAUUUGAAAGAUUUCUAACUUCUGUGUGUAGACGUGGUUCAGAAAAAUGGAGGUAUUUGCGCACAGUUACGAUUGUACAAUCACAUGCUUAAUAUUGCACAGUGUAAUUGGUUUCCAAUGAAAAAAAGAAAAAAAGAAAAAAAAAAGAAACGUGUACAGUGAAGAAUAUACAACGGAUUUAGUAAAUGUUCACCGUUGUUUAUGACAAUAGAUACCGAUCAUAUAAUCAUAAUUUUAAGCUAGUCACAUUUCAUAAAUAGUCACAUACACACAAACGCACACAGUGUAUGUGUGAAUGCGUUCGCUAUUCGAGUGUUUAGACAGAUUAUCGUGAACACAGUUUUUGAAAUUAUUCAAUUUGUUAAC
Frieseomelitta varia is the source of this 4483-nucleotide messenger RNA. RefSeq lists its product as uncharacterized. The record is from RefSeq and is a predicted model, not a curated record. The transcript has 10 exons. Bases 187 to 1905 code for a protein of 572 amino acids. NCBI's taxonomy places the organism in Eukaryota, Metazoa, Arthropoda, Insecta, Hymenoptera, Apidae. Gene Ontology annotation, biological process: signal transduction.